Cololabis saira (Pacific saury) is the source of this 11710-nucleotide messenger RNA. It is a transcript of the gene xirp2b, whose product is annotated as xin actin binding repeat containing 2b. Gene Ontology annotation, molecular function: actin filament binding. The transcript has 9 exons. Gene Ontology annotation, cellular component: focal adhesion; stress fiber. Gene Ontology annotation, biological process: actin filament organization; actin cytoskeleton organization. The record is from RefSeq and is a predicted model, not a curated record. Bases 253 to 10119 code for a protein of 3288 amino acids. Lineage: Eukaryota; Metazoa; Chordata; Actinopteri; Beloniformes; Belonidae.
UAGUACUGGAGCUGGUCUCCAUCACUGACUGGGAUUUGCUUUGAGCUUGGGAAGACCCUGCUGGCCGGGGGCACGGUGGCCUUUUUGUGGGAUUCUACCUGCUGAGAUCUUCUUUUUUGUAUUUCAAGGUUAUUCUUCUCUGCUGCUGGCAGCGCAGAUUAACCCGGGCUGGACUUCCUGAAAGAUUUAAACCAGAGGAACAGGAUUCACUCUGCGGACUCAGAGGUCAUCCCACUGGCUAACUGUGAAGCCAUGUACCAGGCAGCUGUGUCCCAGCGAGCAGACAACACCAUUCCCAGCGCGGUCAUGGCGGACUCGGAGGUCUGUUUCCUGCCUGGGGGACUUGCAAGUGUGAGGAGGCAAUUUGAGACCCAGGAAACUGCAACAUCACACAAUGUUACCCAGUUUCACUUUCAUCACAGCAGUGUGCAGGAAAUGUCAGGCUCAGAGGUGACGGUGUCAAGCAGCAGCAUGCAGGUCAUCCCAGGCAGUCAGCAGCAACAUCUCCAAGAAACUAUGACACAGGUGUCAUGCAACGACAACAACUUGGAAUCCCUUUAUGAAAACCACCAAGAUGAAACAGAGGAGGAGCUUCCCAGGUACACAACAAAAGAGCUGAGGGAUCGCUUUGAAAGAAGUAUAGAAGAGGCUGCUUCACAAAAACAAGUUAAGAUUGGACGUCAAUUGGACAUCAAUCGAUCUAAGUGGUCUACACAUGUGACUCAAAAAAACACCGUGACUAGUGAAGUGUCUGAAGCGUCCGCUAUGGAAGCAACACAUGGCACAACAGUCUCACUGAUGGAUUACGAGGAUCUUCCACCGCCUCCAUUGGAGGACUCUGACUAUCUUCCUCCCCCUCCUCCAGAUUUGCUACAAAUGCCACCAGACAGUGAGCCUUGUCCAGCAGAUCAAUACUCAAAUGAGCCUCCAAGGCCAGUAAACACCUCCAAGCCCCAACUCAACAGAGAGGCUUACAUUAAGCAGAAGGGCAUGUCGGAGUUGAAGCGUCUGUAUAAGCACAUUCAUCCUGAGGUCCGCAAAAACAUUGAGAAAGAGUACUACAGUGAAUACAAUGGAAGUGAGAACAACCAUGUAGAGAACCAAGUGUAUAUGUACGAGGAGGAUGGCGGCAGUCCCGAUUAUAUGAAUGAAGAGGAAUAUGGAGAAUGGGAGGAGAUCCUCCCCGGAGAUGUGCAAUCAGUUCGUUGGAUGUUUGAAAACAAACCACUGGACACUAUUAAAGAUGAAAGCCCUGAUGAGGAUGAAGACGACAAGAAACUCACUCAGCAAGAGAUGAUUGUGGGAAAAGAUGUGAGACGCACAGCGUGGAUGUUUGAGACUAAGCCAAUCGAUGAGCUGGGCUCACUGAGCACCAACUCAACAGAAUAUAAGAACAAGUUCAAUAAAUUUGAGAAGGGCGAUGUCCGCGCUGCAGCGUGGUUGUUUGAAACCCAAACGAUGGACAAUCUAAACAAGAUGCACAAGGGGGAGGAUUUAACAAAAGAGAUUGAAUUUACUGAAGAGGAUGGACAUGCCACCAUUUACAUGAUUGACAAUAACUUUAUGGAGAACCUUGGGCACACUGAGACCAUUGACGAGAGCCAUCUGCUGAGCCUACGCUCAGUGUUAGAGGAGAUUCAUGAAGAAGUGAAAACUGUAACAAGUACUUUUGACACCCAGUUUAAAUGCAUCAUCAUGGGACAAUCGAGCCAGAUGCUUGAGAUUAAGUCCGUGCGUAAAAUUGAAACUGAACUGAGGAACUCUAUUGCCUCACGUUGGCUUUUUGAUACCCAGCCCUUGGACACGACAAAAGAAGAGCCGGGCCCUCUGAAGCUCGUAUGCAGUCUUUCCAUGGAGGACAGUAGUAAAGGAAACUUUGGAAGGUGGUUAUUUGAGAUCAAAACAAUAAAUUCUGUCAGCGAGUGGGAAAGUUCACAACUGGAGAGCAACGAGGUCCUCGGAGCUGAUGUGCGCAAACACUGCUUAGUGUUUGAAACCCAGCCGAUGGAUUCCCUGAAGGACGACUCCAAUGCCAGAUCUCAGACUAUCGAAGACAUUAUCGGGGGCAAUGUUAGAUCUGCCAGGCACUUUUUCGAAACCAGUCCUCAGGUAGCCAGGAAGAACUGCGCUGAAGUUGGAAAACUUAAAAUGGCAGCAGUGGAUGAAGAAAUUAAAGGGGAUGUGAGACACCAAAAGUGGCGAUUUGAGAGUCAGCCCCUGGAGCAAAUAAGAGAGGAGAAGAAAGACGUCAUUCGCACGGUGAAUAUUGACGAUGACCUCACGCAGGAGGACGGCACCAUCUGCAGGGCAGAUGUUCGCAAGAACUGCUGGGUAUUUGAGACGCAGCCAAUGGACACUUUAAAAGAUGACUCCAAUUCUCGCCCCCUUUCAAAAGAGGACGUUGUUGCAGGUAACGUGAGAUCAGCCAGAGAUUAUUUUGAAACGGUUCCAAGCGAAGAGCUGAAGGAGUUGGCAGAGGUGGGCAAACUUAAAAAAGCUGAAGCACUCGAGGAGGAGAAGGGUGAUGUUAGACAUCAGAAAUGGCGAUUUGAAAGCCAACCACUGGAGCAAAUAAGAGAUGAAAAGAAAGAAGUCAUAAGAACUAUCGACCUGGAAGAAAUCGAUAAAGUGGAUGUUUCAAAUUACAAGCACAUCUUUGAGAGCACAGAUAUAAGCAGGAGGGAUGAAUCUCAAAGGAUUCUCAUCGAGGGCGUAACAUCUGGCUCUGUGAAAUCAAAUAAAAACCUGUUUGAGUCCUCUGCGAUGUACGCCAUGCAAGACAGUGCAGGGCACUUCCAUCAGGUGAAAACAGUGCGGCGCGAGGAGAUCGUGAAAGGAGACGUAAGGACCUACAAAUGGAUGUUUGAGACACGACCAAUCGAUCAGUUUGAUGAAAGCAUCGUAAAUUAUCAAAUAAUCAAGGGCAUAUCCAAACAAGAAAUCGAAUCUGGUGACGUUACAACUGCUAAGUGGUUGUUUGAAACGCAGCCUCUUGAUGCUAUUAAGUACUUUAGCAACAUUGAAGAUGAGGAAACUGUGGUAAAAAGUCAAAAUCUUGAUGUGGUGAAGGGGGACGUGAAAACUUGCAAGUGGCUUUUUGAGACAAAACCCAUGGACAUCCUGUAUGAUAGAGCGGAGUUAAAAGAUGAAACCGAAUCCGAGGACGUGCGUAGAGGAGAUGUUAAAACUUGCACUUGGCUAUUUGAGACACAAGCGCUUGAUGCUAUCCACGAUGAAACAGAAACAAUCUUGAAAACAUGUACUGUAAAUCAAGAAGACAUUACAGGAAAGGAUGUGAGAACGGCCUGUUUUCUUUUUGAGAAUGAGAAACUAGAGAACCUCACUGGGGAGAAAACAGACUCUUAUAAACGGGUCACUGAGAUAGACUUCGCAUCUGGAGACGUGUCUAAGAUGAAGUUUAUAUUUGAAAACCAAACAAAUGAGAUUAUGACUUCUACAACUGAUGAAACGAUGCAAAACCUCAGGAAAGUUCAGACUGAGGACAUACAAGGAGGAAACGUUGUGAGCGGUCGAUGGCUCUUUGAAAACCAAUCUAUAGACACCAUAGGCCUACUUGAGAGCCAAGAGGAAUAUAAGAGCAACCGAACCGUGAGCGAUGUACAAGGUGGAGAUGUAUACAAGGGUCGUUUCAUCUUUGAGACCCAGUCUUUAGACAAAAUCCAAGAAAUUUCCCCUGAGACGGAGCCAAGGACAAUCCAGAGAAUUGUACGCGAUGAAGAAGAGAAGGGUGAUGUGAGAAAUUACACAAUGAUGUUUGAAACUCAGCCUCUUUACGCUAUUCAGGACAAAGAGGGCCAUUACCACGAGGUCACCACUGUCACCAGUGAGGAGGUGAAACAGGGAGAUGUCAUUGGAACCCGGUGGCUGUUUGAAACCAAGCCCCUUGAUGCCAUUAAGGACUCAGAGGAGGUCUAUGUCAUCAAAUCUGUCACGCAACAGGACGUCCAAAAAGGAGAUGUCACAUCUGCCAAGUGGAAAUUUGAGACACAACCUCUUGACACGAUUGCUGAAGAAAACAAGACUUUCAUAAAAACUGUAGAGGACAUUCAGGGGGGCAAUGUUAGCGUGAAUAGGCAUCGUUUUGAGACUGACACCUCGUCACAGGAUUCAGUUAGGACCGUUAAUGUGAGUGAAAUACAAAAAGGUGAUGUGAGGAGUGCAAAGUGGAGAUUUGAGACCCAGUCCAUUGACAAAAUAAAAAGCAUGAGCUCUGAAAACCUUAUUGAAACGGUUCAAAUGGAGGAUGUUGUUAAGGGAGAUGUUAAAAGUUCAGUCUGGCUUUUUGAGAAAAAUCCUCUUGACCACAUUAAAGAGGUAGACGAGGACGAGGAAACAGCCGUCACUGAGGAGAUUCCCAAAGCAGAUGUGACGACAAAAACGUGGCUCUUUGAAACUAAACCUUUUGAUGACUUUAAUGAGGCCAAAAUGGAAAAGACUGAAAUAUUUGGCAAAAGCAUCAAGGGAACUCUUGAAGAACUUUACAGUCAGAAGAUGGUGAAGUCAGAGGGCAUACUCAUUGAAGCUGAUGAAAUUGGGGAUGUAAGGAUGGCAAAAUACCAACUAAUGAAUACGCAAGCUCCGGAGAUUCAACGAGAAGAGGUGGUCAGGGGAGAUCUGCAGACAAUUAUGAUGAACCUACUGAACAAUCGGGAGAAGAAGGAGCAUCAGAUAGUCGUAGAUUCAGAAGAAAAGGGUAAUAUCAGUUCAACGGUACAGCAACUUUUCAAUCAACAGAGAUCUAGCGAUAUUGAAAAGGAGGAAAUACUUCGCGGAGAUGUUCAAGAAGCUAUUAAAAACCUCUUCAAUGACGGCGGGUCGGCCAAACACGGAAUACUCAUCCAGGAGGAUGAAAAAGGAGAUGUACAGAUGACUUUAUAUUCCCUUCUACAUCAAGAUGAAAAUGUUAAUGUUGAAAAAGAAGACAUCGUAAAAGGGGAUAUAAAGAGCGCUCUGCAAAGCCUGUCCAGCCUGGACAAGACAGGUCAGGCAGUGAAGAUAAAAGUAGAUGACACUGAAAGAGGAAACGUCAACUUUUACUCUACGUGCAUUGAAUCUGGAGCUCUGGACUAUCUUAAACAGCUCCACGUAGAACCUGACGACACACCUGCUGACACAGAAACAAAAGAGAAGAUUAUCGGGGGUGACAUUAAGGGGACCAAACUCAUCCUUGGCCGUAAUCAAACGCAAAUUGAGCGUACAGUGGAGGAUGUUAUCCCGGGAGAUGUUUAUAACACAGUGAAAGUCUUCAUGUCAGAGCCGACACUCUCAUUAGAAAGACUUCAGAAGGAGGAGGUGGUCAAAGGGGAUUUAAGGGCUACUUUGAGUUCAUUGUCUGAAUCAGUGAACCAGUCCAUAGUUGUGGAAAAAGAGGAGGUGGUGAAAGGCAACAUCCCAAAAGCUCUCCAGUGUUUGGAGAGAGCUCAGAGGAACUACAAGGAGGUGGAAAAGCCCGAUAUCAUACCAGGGAAUGUAAAAGGAGCAAUGAGAUCUCUUGAGAAAUCAGCAACAUCCAGAGUUGAAACUGUUGUUGAGGACUUAGUUCCAGUAGAUCUGAAAGCCACCCUGAAAUCCCUGGAGCUGGCGAAGCAAGCAGUGAGGGAAGUUGAAAAAGAAGAAAUUGUGCGUGGUGAUAUCCACAUAGCAAUGCAGAGCCUACAAGAUGCAUCCAGCGAAAAGAGAAAGGGCCAACAGGAAAUAGAUGUUCAGGGAGACGUCAGGGGGACGAUCCAGCUCUUCAGGGAGCCUCCAGCUUCCCCGAGGAUGCAGAGGAGGGCGAGUCUUGAGGAUGACGUGAAGGGUGACGUCAAGAUGUCGAUCAGAUCAUUAUAUGAGACACAAGAGCAAACUCAAACAGAGAAGGAAGAGGUGAUAAAGGGUGAUGUUAAAGGCACAAUUAAGUCGCUGUUGGAAACAGCGCAGCGUGAAUCUCCCAAAGUCAGGCACAAAGCGUACAGAAGAGUUCGAGUGCAGCAAAGCCCUCCUGUGAAAAACUUGAAUGAUGAUGCACUGAGGAAUGUGCAAACGGUAAAAACAGCGGAAAAAGAAGUUGUGGCAGUCAAUGAAAAUACCUCGAUCCAUUCUGGAAGUGAAACAGUUAAGACAGAAGUAAGUACUGUCAAGCAGUCUAGUCAGCAGUCAACGGUGGUGGAGCAUAAAACCAUCACCCAGAGUCACGGCGUCAAAACAGUAAAGACAGAGUUUCGCAAUCUUAAGUCAAGCUCAAAGGGGAUGAUAAAAGUGGGUAAGACCAAAGUAAAAACAAAUGUCCACGUGUUAAAGCCGCCAGCACCGGAGCCCGACCUGCCCCUCCCUCCCCCACCUCCACCAGUGACAGACACCGACCUUCCUCCUCCUCCUAGUCCGCUUCCUCCCUCUGCUGAUUUUGACGUGGAGCCUCUCCCUCCACCUCCACCGCCACCACCAGCGCUCGUCGGCGAACAGGACUUCCUCCCACCUCCUCCGUCUCUGCAAGAACUGGAGGCUAUGCCCGAACAGGCUGAUCAUCUUUCACCGGCAAAAGCAAAAAAGAUGACCAUCAAGAAAGUGAAAGCUCCCGUGUUACAUCCCGUACCGAAGCUGGAGCCCAAAGUGGAAAUCAGAAAAACGAAACAGGCAACAACAUCCGAGGAAAGAGUGGAAAUCGGCCACAGUCAAAUAAAAACAAGUACAGACAUUUCAAAGACCGUGGUGGGAGGGAAGUGGGAAGUACCUCCCCCGCCUGAAUCCCCACAACCACCAAGGAGAGUUUACACACCUGUGAAAUUCACUCCUCCGCCCUCUCCUACUCCUCUCGCAAGAGGGAAAAGCAGCAGAUUUAACACAGCAUUAAUAAAAGCAGAAGAGAAGUACCGUAAGCUGAAGGAAGAAUACACCCCCCCAAGUACACCACCUCCCAUUUUCAUACAUGACUCAGUUAGCGCCGCUCUCGAAAUGCUUUCUGCUAAAGAGCAGCCAGAUUACAGCGGCCCAGGAAUCACACAGGAGGGAGAUGAAAAGACUGCAGAUCUCGCCCAUUCACACUCUCUGGCGUGCGUUUCAUCCAAGCAGAGCGAUUCAUCCAAGCAGAUCGCGGUCUCAAAUACCACACGGAGCAAUGCCAGCGUGAGAAAUGAGAAAAUACAUGCAGAUUCUACAAUCAUAUCUUCUGUUAAACAGCAAGUUGUGUCUAACGAGACUUCUAAGGUGGUCUCCAUUCAAAAGACAUCCUCCGUCUCAGCUGUUACACAACACGUGCAUGCCACCACGCAGAAGACUGUGUCCGUUUCCUCCAAACAGUCUGCUGCAUGUGUCACGUCAGACGAAGUCCAGAAGUCGCUCACUGAAUCUACAAAGACUGAAAGUAUGAAUUAUAAAAUAAAGGGCUCAGAGAAAAGUGAAGAUCGAACCGAAAAGAAAACCCUUGCUCAAAAUGUGACACCCACAACAGAUGCAAAGCAGUUAUCCGAGGACUUAUCUACACCAGAAAAUAUUAGCUCCUUGGAAAGCAAAGAGGUCAAAUCAUUGCAUGAUACAAACAAGAAGAAAUCUGACUCUUCUCCUGCAGGGAUCCAAGAAAAUGUUUCCACACAGCCAACGCAAACAGAAAAGGCAUCUACAAAUAUUAAUGGGAAAACAGGCAAACAAAACCAAAAAGGGAAAAAGAACAAUAAAGAAGACAAGGCAGCGGAUGUAAAAGUGCCCAGCGAGAGCGAGAAGCCAAGUCUCUCCCAAAAUUUGAAACAGGACAUGAAGGGAGGCGCAGAGCUAAAGCUCGGGAUAAAGAAAGUCACGUUGUCUCCUCCUCCUGCUGCUGCUGUUGCUGCACCUGUGAGCAAUGCAGACAACCAACCAGAAACUCCAGCUCCGCCAAAGAAGAAAAAGAAAUCCAAAAAGGCUAGAGCGGCUGCACAGGCAGGUCAGGGUAAAGAUAUUCUCACCGGGGCAAAGACAGAGACAAAAGAAACCAUCAAAUUAACAUCUGAACAAAGUCAUCAGAGUAUGAAAGAAGUGCACACUCAAGUCAAAAAAGAAGCCGGGACUGACAGUAAAGAUGCCCAGAACUCCCUGCAGCAAAAGGCCUCUCAAAAGAACGCAAAAGUAUCUCAAAAGAAAGGAGCAUCAGUUACUGAGGAGAACACUGAGGAACCACCAAAACAAAGUAGGGAUUCCUCAAUUACCGUGACAGGAGAGUCGGCACAAAAUGAACUUGUACAAUCCACGAUGAGAAUAGAAGAAUCUCAGAGGCAAGAGGUCCAAGUGUCAAUCUCUAGCAGCACAACGAUACAAAGCAUUUCAAAGAAGACCAAAUCAAAAUCUGCGAAGAGCCUGUUGAAUGAUGCGCCAGAGAGGCAAUUAGCAGCAGAAACAAAGCCUCAACUAGAAGCAUCUGCAGCAGAAAUGGAUGCUCAGAAAAAUAAAGAAAGCCUCUCAAAUGUAAGGACACUUGUAGAGUCUGAAGUGAUACAUCUAGCAGGUGAAAUGAUGGAAAAGCACGAAUCUGAGCCGGUUUCAGAGAAAGACUUGACUGGUCCAGGAAUGUCAAAAGCAUCCAAGGCCAGUACUGGUUCUUCCAAAGUUGAGAGCCAAAGUCAGAAAAGAACGUCACAUGAAAGCAGGAAGGAAGAAGUGAGUCUGAGCAAAUCCGUUGACCUUCGAGCUCCGUCACCUUUACUCAGGAUGCGCUCUCCCUCGCCGACAUUUAUCACCAUCGAGUCCCUAAGAAGAACCGACUCUCCCCAAAGAGUUACUCCGUCACCUACUCUGCUGCACAGGCCGCCCACGCCUCCGACUCCUCCGCCACGCAGGUGCGACACUCCGACGUCUCGCAUCACCAGAAUCACCCCUUCUCCAACUUUUGACAGAGCGGAAAAUUUGGCUCGGCUAAAGGACACCACGGCGAAGCUCUCACGCGGCGUCACCCCCCCGCCGCUGCUCACCCAUCAAAUCCCAGAGAAGAAAUCAGAAAUAGUGGAACUGCCCACAUCAUUCCAUCGGCAAAUCAAAAUUGAGUCCCAAGUCGCGGAGGCUUCGGGGGAACUGCCUGAAACAGAAAAGCCCAAGAAGAGUUUAUCAGAGGAGUUUCAUCUUGUGGACGUAAAAGGAGAGUAUGAAGCUCAGGGUUGGAAUGGAAACGACAUAGAAAGUAGCUCUGAGAAUGAUGCAAAUCUCCUUGAACCUUUGGAUGAUUUAGAACGAUCUUCUGCAUCUGUCAAAGAAAAGAGAGAGUUUUUCGAAGAGGCUCAAAAAGCUGAUAUAAAUAAGACCUACGUACGCAAGGAGCCCAUUGCUAUCCCUGAACGGCUGGGCCCAGAGACGGAGGAGCUCGAGGCGGAAGAUAAAAGCGCGGAAAAUGAUGAUUUUCCGAGGGCAGACUUAUCUAGUCUUGUAAACAAAUUUCAAUGCUCAGAGCACCUUACGAAUGACGCUGAAAGCACAGAAUGUGACAAACACAAAGCCGACAUCACAGAGCAGGAGAUGCCAACUUUUGACAUCCGGGCUAUUAAAAAUGUUUUUGAACUGAGCGAGGAAACUUCUUCCCUCAAAGAAGGGAAAAUGGAUCAGGAGGAGUUUCUGUCAAGCAUUAGUGAAACAACAGCAGACACUUCAAAGCAGGAAUGCACCCAAGAGACAAAGAGAGACUCAAGGCGGAGCAGUCCCCUCUCUCUGCAGAAAGACGAGGCAGAAACCGUACCAGCACAACCACCAGCCUUCUCUGAAACCAAAGCCGUCACAGAAACUUUCUCCAAGGUCGAUGAAUUUGGCAACAAGAUCACGGGAUCAAAGACCGCGGUCACUGAGCGCACUGAGAGCGUCUCAUCCCAAGUGACGCCCUUCUCCUACGCCGAUGCAGUGAAAAGAAAAGCCGCGAGGCAGACGCAAGCCUGCGAUGAAGAUGCUACAGAAACACUGCUGCAAGAUUUCCAUAAAACAUGGACAGAGAGCGAGACUGUUUUCAAGAGUCUUGGCUACACCAUUUCUGAGGAGAGUACAUCACAAGCUGUGUCACAUCAGAUGAUCGUCUCAUCGGGUUCGAGUUCCGAAGUCGGAGCUCUGUACGGUGUGUCGGAAGAGAGCUUAUCCGAUGGACGCUUUGAUAGUGGACAAAAAGAAGUAUCAUAAAUCCUGUUUCUGCUGUGAGCACUGCAAAAAUAAAUUAAGCCUGGGAAAUUAUGUCUCUCUUAAUGGCCAUUUCUACUGUCUACACCAUUACAAACAACUGUUAAAGUCUCAAGGGAACUCCGAUAAUGGACUUGGCCAGAAAGCUCCCGCAGGAAGUGGUGGACCGAUCCCCCAAGAUGAGAAACUCGAAUGGAGAUAUUCUACAAGUAGCUUAAAUUCUGUAGACAAAGCCCACAGAGGUGAAAACGAAUUAACUAAAACAAUGGAUGAAAGCAAACCACAGGGUAACAAAAUAGCUGUAGUGUGGCCCCCACAGGCUAAUCCACCCAAGAAAGCAUUCAAGAUAGAGGAAGACAUUCAGUUAACUAAACCGCAGUGGCCCCCAACCGAGAGCUCCCCUACAUCUCCCAAACACCAGCACAGAAAAGCUGUUCCCAGAAGUAUCCUUUGAAAUAAAGUUUCAUCAAAUACAUUCUAAUAAUAAGCACAAAAGACUGAAUGGUUUGGUAAGAUUCUAUUGAACAUGGUCCUGUAGGUAUAAUUAAGGAAGUGUUUGGAUUGAGAUUGUGCAGCUAAGUGAAACAAAAGGGAAUAUGUCAAGUUAGACUAUGAAAGGAAGGUGUGUAUAUACAUAUAAAUGGUUUGGAAAAGCAGGUUGUAAUUGUAAGUUUGAUAAGAUAGAUGAUGAUAAUGUGUAGAAAGUGAUUGCAGACAUGAAGUAGGCCUGAACUGUUGUGUCAUUUUCCAUCUACUACAGUUUGUUUCCAUCAUUGUUUUCCCUGAUUAUCAGCAGUCACAUAGACGCACCGGUCCGCGUCAAUAACCACUUUAACUAGUGACUCUCCUCCUAUGAAUCUAACUGUAUGGAAUUAAAGAGCAAUGGAUUUAAUUUGUUAUAACUAUAAGUUGUAUAAUGACUGUGACUGCUGUUUAAACUUGAUUUUAAUUUGACUGUUUUCAGCUCAAGUUUGGGGUUUUUGUCUUCAACAUCGCAAAGUCAAAGCAUCCAUGAGUUGCUGUUGUUUGCUUUUAAAAAACAAAAAAAACAACCAACAACACCCCAUUUACUUAUUCAUUUUAAUUUGAAAGAAAUUAGUUAUUAAAGUCUCCAUUUUUUUCUUUCUUUCUUUUUUAACUUUUUCAUGUCAGUUCAAUACAACAGUCUCAAUAUUCUGCUUUUGUAUAAUUUUUUCAGGAUUACAUCUCAGCGUAACAUUUUGCAUUUACCUUUUUUAGCACCUGGUGUGCAAACAACUAAAAUCCUCUCCCUAUUAUUUUAUUUGUAAUACUGAAGGAAUAUAUUAUAUACAAUUGAACUGGUGGUAACCAUAUUUGUAUCCAGUUUCAACAAAAAAUAUUUUGAAAUGAAGAAUUGUAUCUGUUAUUCUCUCUAUUUUUUAGAUUAGACAUUAUAUCUUACUUUGUACAAGAAACUAAAUAUCAUGCUGUCGACCCGGCUCACUUACUAUGUUGCUGAUUUAAAGGCAAUAAAGUGUUAAAUAUCAUUGUUUCCUUUGUUUCUUUAAAGGUCUUAGAUAAUUAGAAAUAAAAAUGUGUAGUAUGCUGUUAGUCCUGCCACACAACUGGACAA